AUGAGUGACUUGAGUCGGUCCUCCUUCAAGACCGAUAACCCGAAGGGCUCCGCCGAGCAUGUCGAGACGUCUUUCUCCGCUGAACUUGACACCAUCGAAGACACGCCCUGCAGCAAAUAUGCCUGGCUGGUGUCUAUUACUGCGGGAGUGGGUGGAUUUUUGUUUGGUUACGACACCGGCAUCAUCUCUGCCAUUCUAGUAUAUCUGGGCACCUCCCUGGGCAAGACGUUAGAUGGCAGCGAGAAGGAACUAGUGACUUCCCUCACCUCAGCUGGCGCUUUUGUCGGCGCCGUGCUGGCCGGUUUACUUGCCGAUCGGUACGGCCGCAAACCUCAAAUCUACAAUGGCUGCAUUCUGUUCAUCAUUGGCGCCAUCAUCCAGGCCACGGCUUAUAGUAUCGCCCAGAUGUCCGUGGGUCGUCUGAUCGUGGGAUUUGGUGUGGGCUCUGCGGCUAUGAUUGUUCCGUUAUACAUAGCCGAAGUGGCUCCGGCCAAAUACCGCGGCCGUAUGAUCAGCCUGGACAAUCUCUCCAUCACAGGCGGACAACUGAUUAGCUAUGGCAUUGGAGCGGCCUUUGCGUCAGUCAGCAACGGAUGGCGGUAUAUGGCAGGUCUGGGGGCAGUCCCGGCCAUUGUGCUCUGUUUUCUGCUCCCCUUCUGUCCCGAAUCACCCCGACAGCUGGUGUACCAUAACAAGCAAGACGAAGCGGCCAGGGUGAUUGCAAAGAUCUUUCCAGAAGGAACCCCCGAGCAAGUUCAGCAAAAGGUGCAGCACAUUGCUAUCCACAUCGACCAAACCAGAAGCUCGGAGAGGAGCCUCUGGUGGCAGAUCAAGCAGCUCUACGUGGUACCCAGUAACUUCCGGGCGCAGUUCGCCGCAUGUGGUCUCAUGGCUGUCUCCCAGCUGGGAGGAUUCAACAGCCUGAUGUACUACUCGAGCACUCUCUUUGCCAUGGUGGGAUUCAAUAACCCUGUGGCAGUGGGCACGAUCAUUGCCGCGACGAAUUUCGUAUUUACGUUUGCCAACCUAGCUCUCAUCGAUAGGGUGGGUCGGCGCCGGAUUCUGCUCUGCACGCUGUGGGCGAUGGCUGCGUCGCUGGUGUGCACCGCGAUCUGCUUCCGCUGGAUUCCUCUUGGCCACGAUCUCACGCUCAAGACCCAGAAAGUCGGCUGGGCUGCAGACGUGGUCCUGGUGUGCUUGGUAGUGUAUGUCGCGUUCUACUCGAUAGGCUCGGGCAACAUCGCCUGGAUGGGAAAUGAGUUCUUCCCCAUUGAGGUGCGGGCCGUUGGGACGAUGCUUCUCACCAUGACCUGUUGGGGCUCGAACAUCAUCGUUGCCUCGUCAUUCCUGACCCAGAUGGAGAAUACGACCCCCUCGGGUGCAUUUGGGUUCUACGCUGCCAUCUGCUUCUUUGGAUGGGUGGGUGUAUAUUUCUUCUACCCUGAAGUCAAGGGUAUGACGCUGGAAAAUAUCCGGGAGGUCUUUGAGCAUGGUUUUGGAGUCAAUUAUGCCCGAGAAAUCCAGAAGGAAGCCAAGCGCAAUGCGCAGGAACGCGCUGAGAGCAGCGAAAGCGUGUAA
Messenger RNA from Penicillium alfredii, 1578 nucleotides. RefSeq lists its product as uncharacterized. The transcript has 2 exons. Bases 1 to 1578 code for a protein of 525 amino acids. Gene Ontology annotation, biological process: transmembrane transport. Gene Ontology annotation, cellular component: membrane. NCBI's taxonomy places the organism in Eukaryota, Fungi, Ascomycota, Eurotiomycetes, Eurotiales, Aspergillaceae. Gene Ontology annotation, molecular function: myo-inositol:proton symporter activity. The record is from RefSeq and is a predicted model, not a curated record.